Molecule: messenger RNA, 2222 nt
Organism: Micropterus salmoides (largemouth bass)
Lineage: Eukaryota; Metazoa; Chordata; Actinopteri; Centrarchiformes; Centrarchidae
Product: uromodulin-like
Exons: 10
Coding region: 4-1482 (492 amino acids)
Source: RefSeq, a predicted model, not a curated record
AUAAUGAUGAAGGUCAACGCCACAGCUCAGCUGGUUCACGGUGUGGAGCUCUCUAAGGACCUGACUGGAGUGACAGCCAAGAUGUCACACUUGAACUACAUGAUGACUGUCUUCUUUGAUGGCUACACUGCACAGAUAGACAUUAAAGGACCAAGUGGACAAGCUCCAUCUGUGGACGGUUUAUGUGGCAACUCCAGCUCUUUCAGGAAAGCGAGGCUCUCUGACAGCAGCACCAUCGGCUGUGAGACACACUACGAGGACACUACUGACAGAACGAUCAACUGCAACACAACGACUAAACGCUGCAAUCUCCUGAAGGAGGGGCCCUUUACCGCCUGUCACAGCAACAUCGAUCCAGAGCCCUACGUAACUGCCUGCAUCAACACUUUGUGCAAAUAUCCUACUGUAGACGGUCUCAACUGUCAGUUCCUGGAGGUCUAUGCCAGAGCCUGCAGCCUGUACAACAACGACAAACUGGAGAGCUGGAGGUCAAAUGCCAGCUGCUCUGCAGACCCUCAAGCCUUCUGUCAGGACCGGUUCUGCAGUGCUCAUGAGUUCUGCGGUGAGAACAGUAACAAGGGUGGAACCCGUUGCUACUGUCGGGCCAUAUUUGCCUCCACAUACAGAUCCUUAAACACUUUUGGUGAAAAUGUGGUCUGCAAUAAGACCACUCGGUCAGUUACUCUGGUGGGUUGUCUCCUGGAGGACAAAGGCAUCCUCUACUCAGACUUGCACCUCUAUGACAAGACCUGCAGAGGUGAGAUAGACAAUGAGACCCACAUGGUGACCUUAGGCUUCGACACCAAGACCAAAUCCUGUGGGACGUUGAUCAGGAUGGACAACAGCCAAAUUAUCUAUAAGAAUGGUGUCAUACUGGAGACCACACAUGAGGAAUUGAUGGACCUCACAUGCCCCCUUGUUUUUCCAGAAAUAAACAUCAAUUUCCCAACGGGCAUCAAAAUCAAAGGCGGUAACAGCAGCGGUAUAGUAACAUAUAUUACAUCUGGAGAUCGUAACUACACUCUGACCAUGAAGGCCUUCACCGACACUGGCCGUACACAAGCUGUGAAUUCAAAUACAGAGCUCCACCUGAACCAGAGGGUCUGGUUUGAGAUGAAGGUGGGCAUCUCGGAUGAUCAAAGGAUUGCUUUGGUGACGGACUCCUGUUUCGCAACCAACGAACCAUCAGCCAAAUCGAGUCUGAGGUACAACCUCAUCAUCAACGGCUGUAGUAACCCUUCUGACAAAUCCGUGAUUAUGGAGGGCAAUGGACAGGGAACAUCCAGCUACUUCUCCUUCAAAAUGUUCAAGUUCAGUGGGAAAACUGGGGAAGUCUACCUGCACUGCAAACUGUAUCUGUGUAUCAAACAGAACAACUCCUGCGCCCCGAUCUGCAGCCCAAAUGGUAGAAGACGCAGAUCUGCAACGUUUGAACAUGAAGAUGAAAACCAAGCCAUCGUCAUCAUGGCCUGGAGUAGUUAGGUAAUAAACGUCUCUUCUGAUAAGCAGAGCUGAAGGUGGCUGAAGAUCACCAGUGAAGGUGACCAUCCACUUCCAUUGAAGACCUUUAAACAACUUGGAAACAUGAAGUGCAGUUAAAAUGUGCCACUUUUUGGGUUAAUACUGUUGAUGUGUGGUGAAUUCUGACUUUUGAAUUUCUACAAGUUUUCUUUUCCAUUCUACAAGUUGUAAAGGGGAUUUUCUUAGUAGUCUUCAUUCAGGUAACAGGUGAGAUACAGCUUAUAGACAGUUCAUGCGCGGUGUCACUAUCAGACCCCAAAAAGUAUGAAUGCUCUCUGCAGUUUUCAGCAAUCGCUCUUGGCUGGUUGAUAGGGAGACGCUAUAAUUUUAGGCAUCAGACUAGCAGAUAUCAAGUGUUCUCUGGGAAUCUUAUAUUUACAGAACUCACUGUCUCCACAGAUUGCAAAAACAUGUGACCAUUAGAUUUCAGCUUGACGUAGGGAAUGCAUUGGAGUCUGAACAUUAGCGGAUUGAUCUAUUCAGACCAGUUAAAGAUAAACUUGUAGUUAAAGCCCAGAGACAGUAAGGGGAAUGCAGAGAAAUAUAUAUUUUGGACAAAAGAGGAUUUUUCUCAGAUUUGGUUUAGUACUUCGCUGUGUUCACACACUGUAUGCUGUUACUAUUGUUGUUUUUUAUUUCUAAAGUUUGACUUGAUUUGUGAAGGGUGCUAUAAUAAAUAAACUUUAUCAAACAACUCAUCA